Caenorhabditis briggsae is the source of this 1098-nucleotide messenger RNA. NCBI's taxonomy places the organism in Eukaryota, Metazoa, Nematoda, Chromadorea, Rhabditida, Rhabditidae. The record is from RefSeq and is a predicted model, not a curated record. The transcript is spliced from 6 exons. Gene Ontology annotation, biological process: embryo development. The coding region runs from base 1 to 1098 and encodes 365 amino acids.
AUGGAGGAAUUCACCAGUUUACUGGAUAUGCUCUCUCCAGAUAUGGCUGAUGGUCUUCUGAAACAAAUGAAUCCAGUUGACAUAAUCGAGCUAUCAAAUGUAUCACCACAAUGGGAACAUGUAGUAAAAUCCAAUCAAACUGAAAUCAAAGAGGUUCAUGUCAACUUAGAAGGAAUGGAAUAUCAUUGGAGAGAAAAGACAUGUGCGAUUCUGGGAAUUAAACCGGUUCAACGCAGUUUUGUACACUUUCUUUUCUAUUACAGAAAGGAAGAAGAAUUGAAAAAAAUGUUGGAGGAUCCGGAAGAUCCAACUUUUGUUGAGAAAGUUUUUGAUGAUGAAACUUUCGUAUGCCAAGUUCGCCAAACCAAUAUCCAAGUCUUCACACCAAAUCCCAAACUUGCUCUUUUCAAUGUGAUUGAUCAUAUGCUCCGUCUCUUCACAGGCACAAUUCACAUGGUGAACAUUGCUGACUGUCUGCCAGUUUAUGAUGAUAUUAUAAUCCCGAUUCUGAAAAAGAAACAAGUGAAUAUGUGCAAAAAGAUAAUGUUUCCGUUCUCCGUUGAGCCUGUAUCCAAUGCUCUUGCAUCGAGAGUGAUGGCGAUUCCGAAUUUGCACGCCAUGGAGUGUCUUUUCAAGUUUCCUGAUGACUUUCGGAGUAACAAGAAAAUCACAAUUCCACAUGUCAGAAUCGGAUCUUCCGCAUGGAUGACUCGUCACUAUUUCUUGAACAUGGAUUGCGAAAACAUAGUAUUGACUGAUUCGAACUUCGAUGGGAAAGAUAUGAAUGCAUUUGUGAAAAACUGGUUGGAAGGAGACAACAAAAAAUUGAGAAGAAUGCAGCUGACUUGGUGUAAUCCAGUGGACUGGAAAAGUAAAUUUCAAAAUCAUAUAAUGGAUGGAAUCAAGGGAAACAAAUGGAAACCAAAGGAUAAAACCAGAUCUCGAUAUUUCAAAAUCAGAAAAGGCCAAAUCGAUUGCUCAUCUGGAAUAGAUAUCACACGUUCAGAUGGAGCAUUUGCAACAAUAAUGAGAGACAAUUACUCAUUUUCCUUCGUCGUCUGGAACUAUCCGGAAACAACAACUUCUUCUUCUUCUUGA